Xenopus tropicalis (tropical clawed frog) is the source of this 2313-nucleotide messenger RNA. RefSeq names its product G protein-coupled receptor 151 (gene gpr151). Gene Ontology annotation, biological process: G protein-coupled receptor signaling pathway; signal transduction. Gene Ontology annotation, molecular function: G protein-coupled receptor activity. The transcript has a single exon. Gene Ontology annotation, cellular component: membrane; plasma membrane. Bases 457 to 1719 code for a protein of 420 amino acids. The record is from RefSeq and is a predicted model, not a curated record. Lineage: Eukaryota; Metazoa; Chordata; Amphibia; Anura; Pipidae.
UGAUAGACAGACAUAUGGCUUAUACAGAUGGUAGCUAGCUAGACAGGCUUCAGUGAUUUAGCCACACAAUAGUGACAGAGAGGGACAGACAGACAGAAGGAUGUAUGAGAAAGAGACGCAGCAGCACAUUGCUAUUGCCCCCAGGCGUGUUAGUUACAGGCUGCAGGAGAGUUACUGGGAUCCCCCACCCCCAGUAUAAAGCAAGCUACUAUGAGUGUGUGUGAGUGGAAGCUAAAGGCACUGUGUGGCACAGUAUGUGAGUAAUCAGCUCGGCGUGGGGUGAAGCCUAAUAAUUAGACUUGCUAAUAAGAAGCGACCAAUAGGCUGUGGCGUGCAGCUGCCAGUCACACGUGUGUGCAUAAAAGGACAUUCCUCUGCCAGAGUCUUAAAUGCCCUCCCCAGCAGCCCCUCAGUGCUCUGCCUGUGCUGUGGGGUUACCCACCUGAGGAAAGGACUAUGGAUAAAGUGGGAGGCAACUUCAGCACCACCAACAGCUCCCUGGCCAAGCCGCCUCUCUAUGCCGGGGGGCUGCAGCCGCUGGACUCGGCCGAGUGGUCCCUAGUGAUCCCCACCUUCCUGGUUGCCAUCUGCUUGACUGGAAUCGCAGGGAACUUGUGUGUGAUCGCAGUUCUGUUGCACAAUGCAAGGAGAGCCAAGCCUUCCCUCAUCCAUUCUCUCAUCCUGAACCUGUGUGUGUCCGACCUGCUGCUCCUCACCUUGUCCGUGCCCUUUAAAGUGGCCGCCUACACCAGGACCAGCUUGAGUUUCGGCUGGCUAGUUUGCAAGACGGCCGACUGGUUCACCCACGCCUGUAUGUCCUCAAAAAGUAUGACCAUCGCCUCUGUGGCCAAAGCCUGCUUUAUGUAUGCCAGUAACCCUGCCAAGCAAGUGAAUAUCAAGCAACAGACUGUGUGUGCGGUCCUCUUAUCCACCUGGCUGCUCUCUGCCCUCCUGCCUCUGCCUGAGUGGCUCUUCACCAGUAGCAAACAAGUCGAUGGUUCCCCUGCCUGCAUCAUGGAUAUACCCCCACACGCCCAGGAGAUGAUGGCAAUCUUUGUAAAGUUUUAUCCUUUUAUUGUCUACUGCGUCCCUUUUACUCUGGCUUCCUUCUAUUUCUGGAGAGCUUAUGGGCAAUGCCGGCGCAGAGGCACCAAAACCCAAAACCUAAGGAACCAGAUAAGAUCGCGGAGACUUACUAUAAUGCUGAUGAGUGUCACUAUAACCUUUGCCAUCAUGUGGCUCCCUGAGUGGGUAUCAUGGCUCUGGCUUUGGCACCAGUCCCCAAGUGGUCCAUCUCCACCCCAAGCUUUUAAGGUCUUGGCUCAGAUCCUUAUGUUUUCCCUCUCUUCUAUAAACCCUCUGAUCUUUCUGGUCAUGUCGGAUGAGUUCAAAGAAAGUUUUAAGGAUGUCUGGAAACAUUUGGCAUCCAGGAAAUCAAUGGUAGCACAUGGCAUUCAAGAUAAGGCAGCUGGGCACUGUGAUAUUCCCCCAGAGAGUCCUCCCUCGCCCCAGCCCAACACUAGCGCCGUUGAGGAGCAGUCUUGUUCCCAGCAAAACUUCGGAAGCCAGGAAAGUAAAGACAACCAAGUCCUGCCAGAUGUAGAGCAGUUUUGGCAUGAGAGAGAAACCCACUUGACUGACCAAGACAACGACCCUGUUCCCUGGGAGCACCAAGAGGAGCAGCCAGUCGGGUCUGGAAACCCAAGCUCUGCCAACUGAGCAUGACUGGCAUUCCAUUAUAUGUUGUAUUUGCUUGUAUUCAGCUUGCUGACAUGCUUGUUUCUAUUUUGAUAAUCUAAAUGACUUUAUGUGAUAUAAUAUAUGGGGUAUAGGGAAAUGUAGAGGGAAAUUCUGGACUUUCCAGUUACCGGUUGUAUAUCAGUUCUAGAUUGGAAAGCCUAAAUGAAUUCAGUUUCAAUAGAAAGUGUUAUUCCCAUGUACAAUCAGAUGUAAGAAGGCACUUCCAUAAGUCAAGUUGCCCUCAUGUGAGUAUAUUCUUCUAACCCCUAUUGUUGCUGCUGGGAAGCUGCAUACAGUAUAAGACCCUCUAUAAGACACUGCAGCACCCACUAAACCCCCCUCCUGUGUACUAUGUGCUGUAUGGGGUGACUUUCAACAGUUUCAUUGUUAAAAGUUCAACUCUGCAUAUUAAAUUGUAUUUGUUAAACACAUGGAUGUUUUAUAUGUGUAUUUUCUGCCCAGUCUUAUAUGAAGCUGCUGAUUAUACAGAGAAAAUGCUUCAGGUAAAAUCAUUUCAAAUAAAAUUUAUAUCAAUUUAAAAUAAAUGAAGGUCCAUUACUUAUUCACUAUAUA